This is a messenger RNA of Fraxinus pennsylvanica, 585 nucleotides long. NCBI's taxonomy places the organism in Eukaryota, Viridiplantae, Streptophyta, Magnoliopsida, Lamiales, Oleaceae. The record is from the annotation of a GenBank genome assembly.
AUGCAAUUGGAAGAUAUCGAAGGAAAAAAACUGGUGGAAAAGACGGUGGACUUUGAACCUGGCACAACACUAUGGGUCUCAUAUUAUGGACUUAUGCAAGCAACUGAAGGGUAUAGUAAGAGUCAUUUGCUUGGCGCUGGGAGUUUUGGCUCCGUCUAUAGAGGGACUCUUAAUAAUGGAAGGGAUGUGGCUGUAAAGGUGUUCCAUUUGCAUCUGCAAAAUGCAUUCAAGAGUUUUGAUGUAGAAUGUGAGCCAAGUAAUGUUCUGCUGAAUGAAGAUAUGGUUGCCCACUUGUGCGAUUUUGGAAUUGCUAAGUUACUGGGUGAAGGAGAAAGCAAUGUAUACACUACAACCCUGGGAACACUAGGUUACAUUGCACCAGAGUAUGGAUUGGAAGGAUUAGUGUCAAGUAGAUGUGAUGUUUAUAGCUAUGGGAUUACGUUAACGGAAGUAUUUACAAGAAAGAAACCAAGCAGUGAAAGUUUUUCGGGUGAUAUAAGCCUAAGGAGCUGGGUAAAUGAUUCUAUGCCCAAUGCAAUGCCUCAGAUUAUGGGCCAGAAAAAGAACACUACACAGAAAAGUUGA